CCCGUGAAGGCAGUUAGAAAGCCCGCCAAAUGCUCUCCCGUGGGCGAGGCCCGCGAGGGCGGGGGGAGGGGGAAGAACUAAAUUCUAUGGAGGGAGAAAGAGGAAGCGCUCUCCACCGGGGUCCCGCCCUCUUCCCCCACGCCAAUACGCGGGCUCCACGCGCCGUUCCGCCCAGCCAUCAGCCCCGCCUGUCAGAGGGGGUUCUUGUGCUCCCUUUGGCCUUUCUGUGUCCCGGGCCACCUCGCGUUCCCCUCUCCCGCCGCUCCUCACUUAGGCUCGCUGCGUUGGGCUACCUUAUUUUCACUUCUCGGGACCUUUUCUCUCCCCGAAGGGACGGGAAGUGUAAACCUAAUGCACGCGCUAGCCACCGCUCCCCAGCGAAGCCUCCCCCAACCCCCACGGGGCGCCGGGGACUACAUUUCCCGGCGGGCCCUGCGCCCGCAACUUGGUCAGCUGACCGGUCUCGUGAUCUGUUGACUGUCAGGGGGUUCGGCUAGAGGAGGAGAGGUGACUGUCCUGGGCCACUGCUGACCUCCCAGCAAGCGGAGCCAAAAUGUCCCCGGAAUCUAAAAAGCUUUUCAACAUCGUUAUUUUAGGAGUUGCCUUUAUGUUUAUGUUCACCGCCUUUCAGACUUGUGGAAAUGUGGCGCAAACUGUCAUCAGGAGCUUAAAUAGCACAGAUUUUCAUGGCAGUGGAUAUACCAGCUUGGCAAUUAUUUAUGGCGUGUUCUCUGCUUCAAAUUUGAUCACCCCGUCCGUGGUCGCCAUUGUCGGACCUCAGAUCUCUAUGUUUGUCAGUGGUUUGUUUUACAGCAUGUACAUUGCCGUUUUUAUCCAACCUUUCCCAUGGUCCUUCUACACAGCAUCUGUCUUCAUCGGAAUCGCAGCUGCUGUCCUUUGGACAGCACAAGGAAAUUGCCUGACAAUAAAUUCUGAUGAGCACACAAUCGGGAGAAACAGCGGAAUUUUCUGGGCACUCUUACAGUCUAGCCUGUUCUUUGGAAAUCUCUACAUAUAUUUUGCCUGGCAAGGGAAAACCCAGAUUUCAGAGAACGACCGAAGGACAGUGUUCAUCGCGCUGACAGUAAUAAGCCUCGUGGGGACCGUUCUGUUCUUUCUCAUUCGGAAACCAGAUCCUGAGAAUGUCCUUGGAGAAGAAGAGUCUUUCGAUGACCAGGACAUGGAAGCUACCGAGUCUGCCCAGAACAAUGUGACAAAGGCAGUCGAUGCGUUUAAAAAGUCUCUGAAGUUGUGCGUCACCAAGGAGAUGCUCCUUCUGAGUGUUACGACUGCCUACACAGGUCUGGAGCUGACCUUCUUCUCUGGGGUGUACGGAACCUGUAUUGGGGCGGUAAACAAGUUUGGGACAGAAGAGAAAAGCCUCAUUGGACUUUCUGGAAUUUUCAUCGGCAUUGGAGAGAUCUUAGGUGGAAGCCUCUUCGGCCUGCUGAGCAAGAACCAUCGCUUCGGCAGGAACCCAGUCGUGCUGCUGGGCACCCUGGUGCACUUCGUAGCCUUUUACUUGAUCUUUCUCAACAUGCCCGGAGAUGCGCCCAUUGCCCCUGUGGAAGGGACGAACAGCAGUGCGUACAUCAGGCCCAGCAAAGAAGUUGCCAUUCUCUGCAGUUUUCUGCUGGGUCUGGGAGACAGCUGCUUCAACACCCAGCUGCUCAGCAUCCUGGGUUUUCUCUACUCGGAAGACAGCGCACCUGCCUUUGCGGUCUUUAAGUUUGUUCAGUCCAUCUGCGCAGCUGUGGCCUUUUUCUACAGCAACUACCUCCUCCUUCACUGGCAGCUUCUGGUUAUGGUGAUAUUUGGGUUUUUCGGAACCAUUUCUUUCUUCACUGUGGAGUGGGAUGCUGCUGCCAUCGUGGCUCGAGGCUCUGACUACCGAAGCAUUUGAUGAGACACUCAUCUCCAGGAAACACAGCUGGUCAUGUGACAGCUGGUCAAAGCGACCACCUGUCAGUCUCAUAAUUGCUGGACGAUGCUGAGUGUGGAAAGUGAGACCUGAGACUGUUAAAUCAGACAGGGUUAGUAGUAAAGUUUACAGAUCCUAGCGACUCACGCUAGCGGAGAAAGGGAAUCCCGCUCUGUCAUUUGCAACUGUUCCAAGAUGUUUGUCCACCCCCUCCCUUAGUUCCUCACAGUCACAUCUCCUCCAUCCUCACUCUCAUGGAAAGAUCCUGCCUGGCUCACCACGUGUCACAGGAUUCCUGUUGGCUGUCCACCCCCUCCCUCAGUUCCUCACAGUCACAUCUCCUCCAUCCUCACUCUCAUGGAAAGAUCCUGCCUGGCUCACCACGUGUCACAGGAUCCCUGCUGGCUAUGGAGUAUGUUUCAGUCUUUUGACAUAGGAAGCAGAUGCCACUCAUUGUGUGGAUCUGGGAAUGACUUUGCGAUAGACACUGGGGAUGCUGACACAGUUGUUUUGAGACAGGAUCUCACUGCCUAGCCCAGGCUGGUCUUGGACUUGCAGCCCUCCCCCACCUCCAGUGUUGGGGUUAUCCUAAGUACCCGACACAGGAUUUAAAACACUCCAGUCUUUUUGAGUUAGGAUCUUGAUAUGCAGCCUUGGCUGGCCUGGACUCUGUACACCAGGCAAUGCUCCUGCCUUUGUCUCCUGAAUGCUGGGGUGGUCAGAAUAUGCUGCCACACACUGCUUGGCUGAGACCUCAACUUCUCUUUAAAUGCUUUGUUAGACAAGUCUUACCUUGUCACUUUCAGCAAGGGGUUGCCAGUUAUGUGUCAUGAGGUAAAGACUGUGUCAUUUGUUAAUGAAUAAAAGUGUAUUUAGAG
This is a messenger RNA of Arvicanthis niloticus (Nile rat), 2799 nucleotides long. It is a transcript of the gene Mfsd11, whose product is annotated as major facilitator superfamily domain containing 11. The record is from RefSeq and is a predicted model, not a curated record. Lineage: Eukaryota; Metazoa; Chordata; Mammalia; Rodentia; Muridae.